AUGAAGGAAGAAGAUUUUAUUGAGAGACUCAUGUUCAGGUUUGAUAGCAAGAGGUUUUGCAGAGACUGUAGAAGAAAUGUUAUUCGAGAAUUUAAGGAGCUAAAAGAACUUAAGCGCAUGCGUAGAGAACCUCGUUGCACCAGUUGGUUUUGUGUUGCUGAUACUGCCUUUCAGUAUGAGGUAUCAGAUGACUCAAUUCAAGCUGAUUGGCGCCACACAUUUGCAGAUACUGUGGGAUCGUAUCAUCACUUUGAGUGGGCUGUGGGUACAACUGAAGGAAAAUCAGACAUUUUGGAAUUUGAAAAUGUUGGAACGAGUGGAUGUGUUCAAGCUAGUGGCUUAGAUCUUGGUGGCUUGAGUGCAUGCUUUAUUACCCUCCGAGCUUGGAAACUAGAUGGACGGUGUACUGAGUUUUGUGUUAAAGCUCAUGCAUUGAAAGGUCAAGAGUGCGUACAUUGCAGGCUUAUUGUAGGGGAUGGUUAUGUUACAAUCACAAAAGGAGAAAGUAUAAAAAGAUUCUUUGAGCAUGCUGAAGAGGCAGAAGAAGAAGAGGAUGAUGAUUUGAUGGACAAAGAUGGGAAUGACCUCGAUGGAGAAUGCACCCGUCCGCAAAAGCAUGCAAAAAGCCCUGAACUUGCUCGAGAGUUUCUUCUAGAUGCUGCUACAGUUAUAUUCAAAGAACAGGUAGAAAAGGCUUUCAGAGAAGGAACGGCUCGUCAAAAUGCGCAUAGCAUAUUCGUUUGUCUUGCACUAAAACUGCUGGAGGAACGAGUUCAUGUUGCAUGCAAAGAGAUCGUUACAUUAGAAAAGCAGACAAAACUUCUUGAAGAGGAAGAAAAGGAAAAACGUGAAGAAGAAGAGCGCAAGGAGAGAAAAAGAGCAAAAGAAAGGGAGAAAAAGCUUAGGAGAAAGGAAAGACUAAAAGGAAAGGAUAAAAAUAAAGAAAGAAAUUGUUCCGAGUCAGUUGAUGUUCCUAGCUCUCCUGAAGCCUCAAAGGAAGAAAUGUCUGCACCGGUUGAUUCAGAGCAAAAUAAUGCUAUUAGUAUUACAUGCAUGAAUUCAGGUAAUGCAACCGAUGAGGCUAAUUUAUCACAGUGUGAUUACCCUAACAUCCAAGAUGACGACUUCUCAAGUGAGUGUAGUACUCUCAGAGCACAAGAAUGUGCUUAUGGUGACUAUGAUGGAGACAUUGCAAAUGCACAUGACAGCAAUGAUACUUUUAUAGUUGAGCAACCAAAGUUUUAUCAUCAAAGGCUUAGAUAUAGGAAAGAUUUUCAAGCUGACAUGUCUUCAAAGUGGUCUGACAGAUCUGAGCCAAGACACUAUGGCGAUAAUUUUGGAACAUCUUCCAGGGGAAUCAAUGUAUUGAACCGGCAAUCAAAAAUAAGUGUUCCGAAAACCAGCGGUCGUAACAUUGGUCAUAAGUGUAACAGUUCCAACUACCGGAUGAGUGAAAAAUAUGAUUUCCAUUCAUGCAGUUGUAGCUUGAAUAAUAGAAUGACCAGAAGUAGUUGGGAGAUGAAAGCUGCUAGUAAGUCGGAAUCUACUGUAGAUACAUCUAGGCAGUUUUAUCGUGGUAGUAAGUAUAAUCAGGUAGACUCAAUGCAUGAGAGUAGCGGAAGACCCAAAAGCAGAGUCUUCUCGGGGAACUAUUUUCAAUCAAAGAAAGUUUGGGAACCUACGGAAUCUUUCAACAAGUAUUCUCGUAGUAAUUCAGACUCUGAUGUUACAUUGAGGUCCACAGAUCAGGUAUGUCAGUUCGAUCCGGUCAAGUCCCCUGUUGACGAAGUUGACGAUUCAGGUGAAAUUGACAAUGAUAGUAGUGAUUUGAAGAGAAGUGGAAUGACCGAAGGCUGCCAGAAUGAUCUUGAUGCAGAAGCCGAAGGAUCUUGCAGCUCCAUAGAAACGAGGAGAUCUACCAUAAAUAAUUCUUCUGAUCACAGUCAAGAAUCUUCAAAUUCAGAUUCUGAAGAUGCUAGCCAGAUAUACGAGGUAGGAGAUAGUUCAGUCCGCGAUGACAAUGAUUUGUCUGGCUGUUAUGAACAUGGGAUCAAGAAAACUCAUAACACAAAUGGUGAUGGUGUGUCGAGCAGGUCGCAAUCUGUUCCAUCCUUAGAUGUAGCAGAAAGUGAAUCGUUUCGUAAUCCUGUGUUAGAAACAGCCCAAAAUUUUGAAAAUGGUACCGUCCAAAAUUUUGAAAAUGGGUUUUCUUCCACCAAUGUAUGUUCUCAACCUGAAGGCAUGCCUCCUCCAAUGGCAACAAACAGAAACGUACAAUUUCCUGUGUUUCAGACUCCCUCGGCAAUGAGUUAUUACCAUCAAAAUCCAGUUCCAUGGCCGCCAGCCGCUCCAACAAAUGGGUUGGUGCCCAUUCUACACCCAAAUCAGUAUUUGUAUGCAGGCCCUCUUGGAUAUAACUUAAACGAGGAUCCACGCUACUGCUUGCAGUAUGGUUCCUUGCAACAACCGACACCACAAUUCAACCAUGCUGCUAUUCCAGUUUAUCAUCCAGUUGCGAGAGCUAAGGGCUUAAAUGGAGAGGAACUUCCAGUUUAUCAUCCAGUUGCGAGAGCUAAGGGCUUAAAUGGAGAGGAACUAAGUCAAACAUCUAAGCCAUCAUCUAUGCAAGAUCAUCUGCAUGAAUCUAUUGGAGAAAGGUUUGUUCCAAAUGCAGCUAAUUCCAGAAAAGCAGUACCGAACGGGGAAGACCGACGUGGACAUGGCAAUUCUGCCAAGUCACAAGAUAGUAACAAUGGCUUCUCAUUGUUUCAUUUUGGCGGGCCAGUAGCCUUUUCAAAUCAAUGCAAAAGAGCGGCUGCAUCUUCAGACUAUGUUGGAGAUUUUAACUCAAAAAGUUUUCCAGAUCAAGUCGAAAAAGAUCAUGGUUGCAAUAAGAAAGAGAAUGCUUUCAUAGAGGAGUACAAUUUGUUUGCGGCGAGUAAUACCUGGUUCACAAUUUUCUAA
Messenger RNA from Vicia faba (fava bean), 2964 nucleotides. The record is from the annotation of a GenBank genome assembly. NCBI's taxonomy places the organism in Eukaryota, Viridiplantae, Streptophyta, Magnoliopsida, Fabales, Fabaceae.